AUGUCAAUUGCCGCAAAUCGAGCGGAGCGUCAGCUGAUGCGCCAGCGGGGUGCUGCAAACCGUAAAGUCAAGGAUGUGGAUUUUGGCUUCUCUUUUGGUCCCCCUCAGCCGUUAACGAAGUCAGAAACGCAAGUGUCGCAGCGUGCAGUGACCAAUCCGCAAUCUCCUAAGAUAUCUCCGCCCAAAAGUUCGACCCCAAACAAGAAACUUUCCCGGCCUUCCACCCCAGGAUCACGGCGGAGCUCAGCUAGGCAGACAAGAAGUACGCCGAGCACAAAGCCAUCUGGGAGUUCUAGAGGAGUAAUACCCUCACCAGCGCCGGUGUACGAUAUCCCACAAGACGACCAGCCGGAUCAAAGAAGCCCAAAACGGCGGCGCAUAACUCUUUUCAAAUCUAUUACAGCAGAUUCAGCCUUGCAUACAAGCAGUCCGCAUAGCGAAUCGCGUAGGAUCGCCGCUAUCACAGAGACAAUCGAAGAGCUGAUAGCAGGUCAGCAAGCCCUACCCACAGCUUCUUCAGAACUUAUUCAUUCCACACCAGACGCUACUUUACAGCCUACUGAACCACCACAACACCAAACACCGUUGCCCUCGAAUGCCCCACCUGAACACACCCCGUUACCAAACACCGUCAGUCCGGACGAUAACAAUCGGCACAACAAUUACCAAGAAACCAAUGAAGAUAUCCAAGCUCAGCGUACACCUGUCGCGCAACGUAGGCGGAAAAAGAGAAAAUCUGUUCGAUUACCUCCGAAGAAUCAUCAAAAACGGCGUUCCCAAGUCAACACUGGAAGUUCCAAAAAAACAAGCAAAAAUCUGGAGUCCAAUGAGGCCUUGAAUAAUGCAGAACAACCUUUUGACCAAGAUAAAUCCCGAAGUCCUACCGUACGGCGCUCAUCUCCUCCCAAGGAAAGGCCCACGAGUGUGAAUCCUGAAGUACACAGGCUAGACUUACAAGCAGAGGAAAGGGAGAAUGAUUUCGCAAGAAAUUUGGAACUACAAAACGAGGAAGGGGAGGGAGACGAUGGGUAUGAAGUGGACGAAGCUCCCCGUUGGCGAGCUCCAGAGGGAGAGCAAGCAUACCAUCCAAUAGAACCUCCCCAAAAAGCAGAACAACCUGAGCGAAGGAGGAAAAGAAGGAAAAAUGCGACCCGGGCGCCCGCAAGUGACAAAGAACCUCUCCAACACCAUAAAGAAUGGCCCGAGUCUACGCAGCCUGGACAACCAGAAAACACGCGGGCGGUCAAACCCAGACGAGGUCGCAAAAGGCGGAGUCGCGGAUCGUCGAAAUCGUCGGGAGAAGCUUUCUCAGACGAAGGUACUUCAAGUAAAAGUACCAUCCCCGUUACCGUUCAUCGUAUCUGCAACAUCUCUGCCCUCGAGGACAUGCUUUCUGAUAAGUCCAAUGUCUCCGAUGAUGAACAUUCGGGCUCCCACACCGCGACCAGGGAUCACAAAUAUCUAAACCGUGGAGGCAUUAACGCUGCUGACGUCCUAAGUCAAAUUUGUCAAGAAACACUGGAAAAGACCAUCUCUACUCUCCAAACAAAUAUUGACCGGGAAUUAAAUACUACCCGUGCUAAUGAAUGGAAACGUAAGUGCAAAGUUGUGCAAGAUUUUCGCUCGGAGUUGGAAAACUCUUUGUUCGGGAUUAGCGAGCUUCUUGAAAGCAAUCUCGCUCUUGCUGCGCGACUAAAAAGGGAUAAGAAGGAGGUGCUUAAUUUAAGGCACCGGCUAUUGAGCUUACGGAAGGAAAGAGAGGAGAUUGCUCUUCGAAUCGACAACGUACGGAAUAAGUAUGCGGACGAUGAAAGUGAAAGAAUGGUACAAGACUCACUCAACAACUCUAUUCACGAUCUCCAACUGGCUCUUGACCGAAGCCAUAAACGGAAAGAUGCCACGGACGCCAAUCCAUUUGCUGGUCUGGAAUUCCUCCUCCGUACAGUUGCUCAAGAUGUUAGCUCCACAGCAUCGGACUCGCGAGGAGGCCUUUUGAACCAGGUCAAGCAAUUUAAUAACCAAUUAGAGAAGACUGCGGCUUUAUUACAACAGAACCGACAAUAAACCGAUGACGUCGGCCAGUUCCAUGCCAUGUUUAGCCUCGAAAUAAGUCCUAGCUUUUACGCGAAAUUCAUAAAUCGAUUUUCCACGUAACUCUACGGAGUAUUUCCUUGGCUACCAAACGAAUACUUCGCCAAUGUACAGAGGAGGCCGCGCCAAUAAUAGAAAAUUCCGAAGGCUUCAAUCUUCAUGUGAACCGUGAACUCAGGGCCUACAUACCAAGCGUCAUUCGACCCUCCAACCCGCCACAUCCUCGCUACCCGACGCUUCUUUGACCAGACCAGCAGCAUCUUGGCGAAUUCCGCAGGCGCAGAUCAAUCUUGGCGCUUCUGCCAGCCCAGCGGGCCUUCAGCCUGUGGGCGCUGGUGGAGAACGCCGCGGGUUCCACUCCGCCGCCUUGGCAUUUUCAAGAACGUAUCUUGCCACCACGACAAACCACGCAAGGGGCAUACGACAGAGGUUAUGCUGCACAAUUAAUUCACGCCAGGAGAGCAAAAUCUCUCGUUGCCCUGCAGUUCCUACAUCCCCGAUGGUAAGCACGGAACAUUGAAAUGAUUUUCUCAUCAUCUUUUUCGAAGUAAGGAGGCAUCUCUUGUGGAGAAUAGCCAAGUUUCUCAACGUCUAUGAUAUUCUUUCAAGCAUGGAGUACUCCGUAUCCCUUCCCGUCAUGACGCAAUCGAACAAUGCCUAUGUUCAAAGCAGAGAUGAAAGGUCAACUCUGAAUGGAGCCGGCAUCGGAGCUGAACAUAUUUCUACCCGGCGACAGAUCAGGUUCCCAUAUUUCUCGACCUCAGAUACUUUGUAGAAGUUGUGGAGGAGGGGAAAUGUGGAGAAAUUUGUAGCUAAUUAGGACCGUGGGCCCAAAUUCAAGUGGCUGUAUGGAGAGGAUAUGAUUUGGUUGUUUUGAGAAUUCUCGGCGGUAUUUUGAGAUCGUCGGCUGUCCGCUUCCAAAAUAUAUAUCUCGCUCAUUUCCU
Molecule: messenger RNA, 3035 nt
Organism: Coccidioides immitis RS
Lineage: Eukaryota; Fungi; Ascomycota; Eurotiomycetes; Onygenales; Onygenaceae
Exons: 5
Coding region: 1-2064 (687 amino acids)
Source: RefSeq, a predicted model, not a curated record